Prorocentrum cordatum is the source of this 2038-nucleotide messenger RNA. The record is from the annotation of a GenBank genome assembly. NCBI's taxonomy places the organism in Eukaryota, Dinophyceae, Prorocentrales, Prorocentraceae.
AGCGAUGUUGGCCCAAGCCAUUUUCGCACCACGCCUUUGUUGGCCUGCGCUUUGGGAAGGCGGGCUUGCUCCGAGAGCCGCCUGGCGGUAUGCCCUGGCCUGAUCUCGCCGCCGCGCCGGCAUGAGCCAGACGGUUGGCGGCGUCUGCAGGAAGUGGCAGCGUGGGGCCUGCUCGAGGGAGCAGUGCCCCCUGUUGCACGCCCUGCCCCCCCAGCCCUGCCUGUCGGAGCGGCAGGACGUCGCCAGCCAGGCCGCGCCUCUGGAGAGCAGCUCGGAGAGCUGGACACAGAGCUCCAGUAGCCGCAGCUGGGCGGACAUGUCCGAGGACCUGUGGGCCACUGCUGGGCCGCUGGGCCGCUGGCAAACGCCCGAGGCCCCCGCCGCCAGGACCGCUGGGGCUGGCUCAUCCCACGAUGAACUUCCGUCGUUCCUGGACCGCAUCGCCAAUUUCCCCGAGUGGUUCCCCACCGAGGGCGGCGGCUCCCUGCCGCGCGAGUUCGGGGACGACAUGGAUGGACACAAUCACAAGUCCAAGUCGGCCAUGCGGCGGAGGCAGCGGCAGAUGUCUAACAAGUGGAGUGCGAUGAAGGAGCUCAACAACGCCACGUCCGCGCCAGUCUUGCGGGUACUGAAUUCGAUGCCGCCUCAGCUGCCACCCGUCCAGCACGCGCCGCGGACCGAGUCGGCUUCGCCUCAGAGGCCUCUGGCCCCAGCUCCGUCGCCGAGGAGGCCGCGGCGCAUUGAUCAAAACGACCCUGACGACUCUGGGGACGGCGGCCUUGAUGUCGAGAGCACGAAAAUCUCGUUGUGACAUCGAAGGCAUGUGCCCACACGGCGCAAUUAUCAGAGUCAGACGUCUGGAGAUGGCAAGCAUGUAAGUUGGCACUCUGAUUCAAUUCGGCCAGCGUCCAUCGGCGGCCUUGAGAGCUCUUCCAAGUCAGAGAUGGACUUGAUGUUACUGCGAGACUGUCUUUAUGGUCUUGAAGAGAGGGCGCGUGAGUGCCCACAUGUGUCCUUAUAGUUUGUUCCCCAACCAUCCUGAAAAUUUGUGUGAACCUUACACUUUGAUUGGUGUUAUGCGCGCUGGGAUGCGGCGGAGUUGGAUCAGAUGGCGGAACACGACGCCAAUGACAGCGACGUGGCGGGGGAGAGGGAGGAGGACAUGUGCUUAAUGUCCGCUACUCCGCCCCCUGGCUACUUCUUACCAUUAUAGAUCUGUUGUGCUUUACCUGUGUGCAGCUGUGCGAUGCGGCGAGGACUGUGGCUUGCUUUAGUCACGCGCGCGCUUCCACCCAGUGAGGCCCCAAAGGCUGGCAACUACAGUCGUGUCACACACAGUGCAUUUGUCCAGUCGCCCUUCCUCUUACUGCGCCUCUCCCUCUUGUUUCGAACGCUACGGCGUAGCACCAUGCGCAUCUCCGCCGUCCCUGGAUGCACAGUUUUUGAAUUUCCCGCGCCUUCGCAUCUCACUCUAGCGCUUGUUGACGCCUCAAGUAGACCGUUCACGCAGGCUUUCCGUCUCUCGCAAACACUCUGGCAUGCUGACUUGGAAGCCAUCUCUCACAGGACUGACUGUCUACGUGGCUGGACGCUUCAAUUCCGCUCAUGUGGACGGCGAUUGAGGUAGAUCAUCAGAUUCAAGAUUUCGUCGCAGACCGUCUCACCGUGCUGCUUACUUCUUUGGCCAAACAAAUUCAUUCAGGGUAAUCUUUGUCUCUGACCAGUCGCGUUUCACAUUCCUUUCACUUCUGCAUGGCGUGCGAUCAUCUGUCCCUCCCUCUUGUUCGGGAUGCUGCGGGAUGGCCCCUGUCCAUGUGCAGCAUCCAUGGAUGCACCGUGCUUUACUUCCUCGCGCUUCGCAUCUCCGGCUUGAGCUUGCCGCCGCCGAGGGACCAUAUGUAUGAGCGGUGUUUCUAAAGAUUGCCCGUCUGUGUUGCUCGACGUUCGUGUGAACGGCGUUUCAGGUAGCACAGUAGUUUCACUCUUGCAUCGCCUAGCUGGUCAUGGUGCAGCUCUGUCCGCUCCCCCUCCUCCCCCC